UCGUCUUCUGAACUAGAAAAAAUCAGGAAAAAAAAUCAUCUUCCUCACCAGCCCUUCCCUUUCUUUCCCUUUACUUAGUUCCCUCACUUCUCAGAUCCAAUCAAAGUUUGAAACUUUAAAAUUAAACCUAACUAAAACAGAUUUUGAAUCGACCCCUCUCUCUCUAACGAGCAAUUAUUGUUAAUAUUCCUUAAUAUUUUCUAAUUUAUAUAAAGCAAAAAGCCCAUUUUUUCCCUUUUUCUUUGGUCCCUCAUUUCGAAGCUUAGCUUUGGGGAUUAGCUUUGGCUAGCAUUUUCAUUUUCAGAGAAAAGAGAGGAAAAAAAAUAAGGGCUGAAGGAAUGGCGACGCGAGGGAGUAGAUCGGAGAAGGUGAAGAGGAUUUUUCAGCAAUUCGACAACAACCGUGAUGGGGGUCUCAACAGGGACGAAAUGGCAGCGUUGGUUGUCGCCGUUAAUCCCAGGGUGAAAUUCAGCGACGAACAGAUCAACGCUAUCCUCGACGAAGUCUUCCGGACAUACGGGGAGUUCAUCGACGGCGAAAGGGGCUUAACUUACGACGGGUUGUUGAGAACUUACGACGACGGAGCUGGUGACGUCGACCGUGACUUCGACGCGCUGGGUCUCGAUCUCAAUCCCGACGAGACCAAAGGCGCCUCGAUAAUUUGCGAGGCGUCUUCGUCAAUUGCGGAUGAGAGAGUAACGGAGUCGCAGAGGAAGCAACGGACGGCGGCGUGGGCGGUGUCCCCGCACCACGACAUAGUUUUCGACGACACGUGGAAGCUCGUCGACGAGUUGGAAAUUCUGUUGAAGAGAUUGAAAUCAAGGCAAGCGAAAGAUGGGAAAUUUAAAAACGACAACUUUGAUGCGUAUUCGGAUGCCGGUUGGUCAAGGGAAUUAGGUCCCUCUGCAGAGCUCUCGGAGAAAAGGGUAUAUUGGGAAGAAUCAGGACCUGAUUACGCCAUUUUUGUCAAAGAAUUGGGAGCUUUAAGAAGUAGAGCCGAUGGAGCAAGGUCAAGAGAAGAAGCAUUUGAUGGACAAAUGGCCAUUGGAAGGGUAUUGUACGAGCACCAAUUGUUUAAAGAAGCUCUGAUUAGUUUCAAAAGGUCUUGUGAAUUGCAGCCAACUGAUGUGAGGCCACAUUUUAGAGCUGGAAAUUGUUUGUAUUUGUUGGGGAAGUGUAAAGAAGCUAAAGAUGAGUUUUUGUUGGCAUUGGAAUCAGCUGAGACAGGUGGGAAUCAAUGGGGUUACUUGCUUCCUCAAAUUCAUGUCAAUCUUGGGAUUGCUCUUGAAGGAGAAGGUAUGGUUUUAAGUGCUUGUGAGUACUACAGGGAGGCUGCUAUUCUUUGUCCUACACAUUUUAGAGCCCUGAAACUUUUGGGUAGUGCUCUUUUUGGGGUUGGGGAAUAUAGGGCAGCUGUUAAGGCUUUAGAAGAGGCUAUUUUCAUGAAACCAGAUUAUGCCGAUGCACAUUGUGAUUUGGCUUCGGCUUUGCAUGCUCUCGGUGAGGAUGAGAGGGCCAUUGAGGUUUUCCAGAAAGCUAUUGAUUUGAAUCCAGGUCAUGUUGAUGCUUUGUAUAAUCUAGGUGGUCUUUACAUGGAUUUGGGUAGGUUUCAGAGAGCUUCCGAGAUGUACACUAGGGUUUUAGCGGUGUGGCCGAAUCAUUGGCGGGCACAGCUCAACAAGGCUGUUUCUUUGUUGGGGGCUGGAGAAACUGAAGAAGCUAAGAAAGCUUUGAAGGAGGCUUUAAAAAUGACGAAUAGGGUUGAGUUGCAUGAUGCCAUUUACCAUAUGAAACAGUUGCAGAAGAAGAAGAAGGUAAAGAGUAAUGGUGGUGCAAAUGGAGAAGGGGCUUUUGUUGUAGUGGAGCCAUCAAAAUUCAAGACGGUGGGUGAGAAGACUACAUUGAGGCAGGAUUUAGGAAAUGCUAUUCAGAUUAGGGCUUUCCAGAGAAUUACUAGAUUGAGCCGGUGCGAUGUAGAUCUUUUGAAGAAGGAAAUUAGUGAAACUGAUGUGCCAAUCUCCUACUCUGGUGGUGGAGCUCCUCAGAAAUCCAUUCGCAAGCCUAAUUUGGAAGAAACUCUACGCAGAUUACUUCAUUUUCUAAAACCCGAAACCUUUCAAGGUGCUGUCAAAGCUAUAAAUGAGAGAAUCCUCUCUGUCUUGGAUGAAACUGAAUCAGGCAGGGUGGACUUGGGCAUGUUUUAUGCUGUUCUUGCCCCCAUCUGUAAUGGACCUCCAGAUAAACGAAAAAGGAUUGCCUUUGAUGCACUCUUAUGGCGGCCAGUAAACGAAGGGGGUUCCCAGAUUAGAAAGGUGGAUGCUGUACAGUACAUUAAACUUUUGAGGGCUAUUUAUGUUCCUGCUCGUGGAAUUAGUGAAAUGCUGGAAGCUCAUGGAGAAACGGAUUCCUCAAUGGUAUCUUUCAGUGAAUUUCUUGCCAUGUUCGAUGAUCCAGAUUGGGGAUUUGGUAUCAUGUCCACUCUCUUGAAGUUAGAAACCGGAGAUAGGAACCGUCAUGGACGCCAGGUUUGCUCAGUUUGCCGUUACCCGGUCAUUGGUUCUCGGUUUAAGGAAGUGAAGUCUCAUUUCAGUCUAUGUAAUCAAUGCUACAGCGAGGGCAAAGUUCCCCCUAGUUUUAAACAGGAUGAAUAUAAAUUCAAAGAGUACGGAAGUGAAGCCGAAGCGAUGAAAGAUAAGUGCAUGUGCUUUACCUUGCAAUCCCACAAAGCUCCAUAACUAGUCGGUUUAAAAUCUUUUUUUGCUUAUCAUGUACCAUUCCAUUUUGUUAUUUUAGUCGCUCAGUGUGCAUUGUGCAAUAUAUAUAUAGUUCAUCAAACUUGUUCAGUGAGAGCAUCAUGCUCGUGUACAAUAAACCGUUUCCGAGCGAUGUUUCUGAUAUAUCCCGGUGAAAAA
Molecule: messenger RNA, 2912 nt
Organism: Hibiscus syriacus
Lineage: Eukaryota; Viridiplantae; Streptophyta; Magnoliopsida; Malvales; Malvaceae
Exons: 1
Coding region: 339-2735 (798 amino acids)
Cellular component (GO): plasma membrane
Molecular function (GO): calcium ion binding; protein binding
Source: RefSeq, a predicted model, not a curated record